This is a messenger RNA of Siniperca chuatsi (mandarin fish), 4473 nucleotides long. RefSeq names its product thymocyte selection associated family member 2 (gene themis2). The coding region runs from base 55 to 2157 and encodes 700 amino acids. The record is from RefSeq and is a predicted model, not a curated record. NCBI's taxonomy places the organism in Eukaryota, Metazoa, Chordata, Actinopteri, Centrarchiformes, Sinipercidae. The transcript is spliced from 6 exons. Gene Ontology annotation, biological process: T cell receptor signaling pathway.
UUGUCAUUUGCCUUCUGCCUUCAUUUUUGAUCACAGCACACUGAGGCAGCAGUGAUGGCAUGCACGACUGCUUUGCCUCUUCAGCAAUUAAUUGCAUCAUUGGACAAUACAUGUCUGCCAAAAAUUCUACAAGUUUGCUCUGGAGUGUAUUUCCAAGGGUCUAUAUAUGAAAUUUCUGGGAGUGAAGUGUGCUUUUCUACUGGGGAUCUAAUAAAGGUCAUUGGCAUUGAGCUCCUGUCAGUUUGCUGUGAAGACAUCAGCAACAAUGACAAGUUUGAGCUGCCUAUCAACCACACAGGCAAGUUCAGGGUUGUUCCGGAGGCGAUGCCUUACAGUACAGUCGAGGAAAUGAUGAGCCUGAGGCCUGUGGGCCUGGAAUCCAGCCUUCCCUUCACUUUCACCAGCCGCUCCAAGAUGACCUUUGGCGAUUUCACACUGGGGGCCGGGAGAGCUUUGACAGUGGUCUCCAUUGAGCAGCGUGAGGGCGAGGAGGAUCAGGUGCGCUGCCGUGUUCAUGGACAACAGGACGCCUCUGCGGAAGUGUGUAUCCCAUUUUCCUCCCAAGGGGAGUUCAAGGAGUGUGAGAGCGAUGAGUGCUUCACUUUGCGGGAGAUCAUGUCCUCACCUCACCUGUGUAGUCGAAGGUUUCACUUAAUCAACACCACCAAGUGUGAACGGCCCCUUAUCCUCAGUCCAAUAUACCAGGUCCACGCCAUCAUGAACUUGAGGAAGAAUGUGUUGAAAUUUCCAUCCAGUUUAGAGGUGGAUGUGGUUGAUGUCACAGACCUGUGUAAGGAUGUGAACUUUGUGACUCCGCUCAGUCUGACAGAGGUCCUUUCCCAGCCAGCUGAAUCCUUCCCUACAGUGGUGGAGAUAUUGGAAGGCCCAGAGAGCCGCUCUCUGUUCAAGUGCAGUUGGCUGCCAGAACUUAGCCAGAGCAGUCACCUGAUUUUCCACAAGAUAGAAACCUCAGCCAUGAUUUUAUUAUCCAGCCCGAAGAGCCGAAAGGCACAGCAGUACUUCUUGGUAUCUCACCAAUAUGGUGGACGAUUUCGGAGGCGGCCAAGAGAGUUUAAUUCAGUGUACGAGCUGUACGUUGCUUCAACCCAGACACCAGGUCUGAAGGUCAGUGUAACAAGGAACUGUGAGGAAGUUGAGGAGGAGGGCCUGCCUGCCCUCAAUGUAGGGGAACAACUGGAGGUCCUUUGCUGCGAUAGGAUGGAGUUGCCUUGUGAAAGCAGCAAGGGACAGAAGGAGUCCAUCGAGGCUCUUUUGUGUCAGCGUCUCCAAGAACCAUAUGAUGAUGAUGAUGAUGAUGAUGAAGAGGAGGUGAAGCAGGAGGAUGAGAGAGAGGAGAUCUUUCUGCCUCUGUACAUGCAGGGUCACUUUGUGGAGGUACUCGCUGAUAACAAGAAGUACAGACUCAGGGACUUGGGUAAGGAGUUUAGUUUGCCGCUGGAUGUUAAAGUAGUGAGCCGUGAUACUGAACUUGAGACUGAUCCACUAUUUGGGUUUGCGUGUCUCAGGAUAGAGGGGGCUUUGUCAGAGCCCAUCAUCCAAGCAAGCUUUCCACACAGGCCAGACCACUGUUUCGAGAUCCCAACCCAGUGGCUUUCUAUGUCUGUAAGUUUUACCAAGGACCCCCUGCCAUGGCCUAGCGGUCAACCGCCAAAGUGUCAUGUGGACAGGGUUACUGAGGUGACAGACUCGUUCUUUUAUGAAUUUCGCAAACAGGAGAACUCAGAUGCAGCUCCUCCACCUCGACCACCAAAGCGAAAUCUGUCAUCUUCAAAGUCUUGCAAAAAAUCAUCAUCAAAAGUGUCGAAGAAAUCAUCCAAACAUCGAGCAAAGAAAAGCGUCCCAACCAAAGAGUUAGCCGAUUUGACUUUGAAAAGCAAAAGAAGGCCCCCAGCUCCCCCACCUCCAGCUAUCUUAGAUGAUCAACCUCCACCAGUUGUACCCCGAAAGCAUUCAGCGGCUGAAAUGGCAACAGGCAAGGCUCUGCCAAACACAUAUGUGAAAAUGGAGGAGUCUACGAAAAAAGUGCCGCUGUGUGUCAUCGAAACAGAUGUGGACAGCGACCAUGACUAUGAAACUGUGGAUGACACUUUGGUGACAAUGGUGCAGAAAGCACAAGAGAAUGUCAUGUUCUACUAAAAAUGUUACUAUUACUGCCACAGCAAAAUAUCACAUAUGAGCGGUGGGAAAUUAAUAUAAGAGUGACUAAGGAAAAUGUCAUAUUGCAGUUUUCAAGCUCUCCUACCGUGAAUCAUUUCAUGCCAAUGUACCAAGGCAUAGUCUUAUAUUGUGAGACUUAAGUCAGACCAAACCUGUCCAUGAAAUCCUAAAUAUUGUGCUGAAAAUAAACAUUAUAACAUAAGGUUAUAUAUUUCAGUUAAAUAUUAAAUUAUUCAGUUAUAAAAUCCUGACAGUAUACUACAUCCGUAAGGACCUAUGAGAUAGUAUGCAAGAAUUAUAGCAACCCAGUGGAGCUUUUGGUGACUAGUGACAGUAUAGAAAUGUUUUGAUAAAUGGGUCACCCUCUUGUUUUUAUCAUGCGAUCUACCAGCAUGCACACAAAGUGCAUGAUUUAGUUUUGUGGACACUUCAGUAAUAGCAAAUGUUUGUCCAUUUCAAAUGUUUGUUUUUUUUGGCAUUUCAUCUUUAUUGACAGUGACAGUAGAGCGAGAGAGAGGGGGUGACAUGCAGCAAAGGGCCAGACUAACACCUGGGCUGUGCGGUAAGGACUCAGACUUGAUACGUGGGUGAGCGAGCCCACACAAAUAUUUGAUGUUGAGACAGCAUCCUCAAGUGUAUUGAAAAACAAAACACCCCUGCUUCUCAUGUGGUCAGCAAAACUCUUCUUUCUUUAACCAUUCAUCUCUACGCUCAACCCUCUUCAUCCUCUUCAAGGCUUUAGGUGACUGUAGCUGUACCGCCUACAUUAUACCACCUUCAAACUAUGACUGAACAAAUACUACCCUUGUAGCAUUUAUUGUUGUAGUAUUUGUAUGAUAUAGAACCUUUGUACUUUUUGUUCAAACUUGUCAGCAAGUAGUUGAUCUAACUAUAUGGUAGUUUUGGAUACAAUGCCAUUAUAUAGUGCAAUACUAAGCACUUACUGUAUAGCGUGCAUUCUGGAACAAAACAGCAACGCUCUACAGUAUACAGUAAUACAGUCUAUACACCACAAACAACAGCCUUAAAAAUGACCAGAGUUGAAUCAAUAGCUUGUUGUCUCAAAAAAUGCAUUUAUAAGCAUCACAGAUGUAGUAAUGGGUUACAUGUGAUUGUACAGACAUUUAAUGUAUAUGUCAAACUCCUACCAUAUUUAUGCAAAUUCGAAACAGAGAGGGCUUAAACCAGUCCUUGCUGGGAGGCAGCGGUCUUAACCAUAAAAACGACAAAAUGGCAACUCUGCAGCUUUUCACCUGGUCAUGGAUUCUAAUACUAGCAAUAGCAGAAGUUCUCCUAGCCGUCAGUGCAAACUAAUGAUCUGAGAGUACAAAAAGGUGCUGCACAUUGUAUCAGAUCCUGUUUUUUUAUUUUUUUUAUUUGUCUUUGAAAGUAGUCAUUGGUGGACUUGUUACUUUUCAAUUAUAUACUAUACUGUGGACUGACAUUUUCCCAAAGAAAUGAAUGUAGGUUUUGAAACUUUUUUUGACUAAUGGGCCAUCAAAUUUCAAAGACUCGCUGCCAAAGAGAUAACAAAAUAAUAUAGAAGUUCAUUUUGUGUAUCUUAAUUAUGUGUACCAUCUCUUUUCUUCAUUUCUUUUUAAGGCAGAAACCAUUAUUUCAAUUACAAACAUACUCGAUUAUAAUUUUGUCUGGAGUUGAAUUUUGUACUGAAGACAUCUAUUGUAAAAAAAAAAAAAAAAAAGUGGCUUCAGAAUGCACUCAGACCUCUUUGGUUUAUUCAGAUUUUGUUAAAAACCUUUUUACUGUGUACCAGUGGGACCUUAUACACAGAUGUCUUGCCUACAUUUCUGCAUCAUGCCCAGUCAACUGAAUUUGACACAGGUGUACACCAUCAAGUAAAGACAAACAUCUGAAGUCUGACCCUAACAUACAAGAUGCAAUAUUCAGUUUGGGGUGUCACAGCUAAAUGUGUGAAUACACAUUAAAUAAAGUAUUUCUGUAUUUAAAUCUUAAUAAAUUUGCACUAAUUGCUUGUUCUACAAACAAAGUGUUUGUGGCAAAACAUUCUUUUGCUAGUUAGAAUUGUGGUUGAGGCAACAUCCCUUCCUUCCAUGCAGCAGAUUGCUUUUAACAGAUAAAGCAGUCCAACAGUGUAAGACAUCUGUGGUCAUGUCAGAGUCAUAUGUAAAAGUGAAAGAAAACUGUAGUUAAAAUGUACUUUGUUUACUUUCGUAAUUGUUUAAGAUCGUACAGCUCAGUUUCUGUCUCUUCUUAAAUUGAACUGACAGAAAUUCCAUGAGACCACAGUGCAAAUCACACAUUUAGUGUCAAUAA